Molecule: messenger RNA, 1476 nt
Organism: Mytilinidion resinicola
Lineage: Eukaryota; Fungi; Ascomycota; Dothideomycetes; Mytilinidiales; Mytilinidiaceae
Product: alpha/beta-hydrolase
Exons: 7
Coding region: 47-1306 (419 amino acids)
Source: RefSeq, a predicted model, not a curated record
CUACAAGGGUAUGAGUUGGGAAGUUUGAUUCCAUUGCAUUAUUAUCAUGAUCGCCCUUGACCCUAUUCUGAAGAAGGCAUAUUGGUCAUUAGCCAGUCUUGGAGGCAUAUACGCGGUUUUCAUCAUCGCCCUGCUCAAUCCAUGGAUACAGCACCACGCGCUUUAUGCGCAUAAGAUCCAUAGCGGCUUCUGGCACGACCUCAACCAACCAGAAUCAUUUGGAUUUGCUAGAAACCAGAUCACCCCCUUCAAUCUGUCGACGCCUGAUGGAGAGACUCUCUAUUGCUGGCAUAUAUUGCCAAUAGAUGCAUACGCUGCCCAUGAACGAGAGAUCACCAGAGCACCAGGCGGGCCGGCAGACAACUUCACCACCACUGUUGGCUACAAGCUCCUCAAAGAAGACCCAGAGAGCCGUAUCGUCAUCAACUUCCACGGUAACGCCGGCCACCUCGCCCAAGGCUGGCGCACUUCAACUUACAGCGCCCUCGCCUCCCUCCCCCACACGCACACCCUCGCCUGCGACUACCGCGGCUUCGGCUUCUCCACCGGCCGCCCCUCAGAACCCGGCAUCCUCACAGACAGCAUCGCCCUCACCCACUACGCCCUCACGUCCCUCGCGCAGCCAGCCUCACGCACUGUCCUCCUUGGCCAAUCCCUCGGCACAUCCGUAGCAGCCGGCGUGGCGCUGCACUUCUCCUCCCCCUCCACCCUCGAGCUCCCCUUUUCCGUGACCAGGCCGGCGGAAACGCUCCCGCCGCAGUCGUUUGCUGGCAUCGUGCUGAUUGCGUCCUUCCCGUCGCUGCCGGAGCUACUCACGUCGUAUCGAAUUCGCGGCGUGCUGCCUAUCCUCGCACCGCUAAGGCCGUACCCGAGAAUCGGGAAAUACGUAGAAAAGUGGAUCGUGGAUACGUGGCCGACUGCUGCGCGGCUGACGGCGCUGGUGGCGGCUGCGAAGGAGGAGAAGCUGGGGCUGCGGUUGUCGGUGUUGCAUGCGCGGGAUGAUCCGGAUAUCAACUGGAAGCUCGGCGAGAAGGUGUUUGAGGCUUUGGAGAAGGAGAUGCUGAGAGGCGGGCAGGUAGCGCAGACGGAGGAGCGGCGGAGCGUGAUAGGGGUUGAUCGGGUGAGUAGGGGCGCGUUUGUGUAUCGUGCGGUGGAGGAUGUGGUGGUGGGUGGGGCGGAUGAGGAGGGCGCUGGAGGCAGGGGGAGGUUUGUGGAGCUGGAGAUUGUGAGGUAUGGAGGACACAACCGUGUGGUGACGUACACGCCCGUCAUGCUUGCCGUCAAGAGAGCUUUCGCAUCUGUCUAGACGACGCGCUGAAUUCGACCUCCAUCUUUGAUAUCAAUAUCGCGAGCCUGGAAAUCAGCCUAUCGAAGGCCCCCAGCCUAUCUUAGACCUUAGACUCGUAUUACCAUAGACCUUGCACCUGGUUCUCACCUUGUAGAUAAUCACAUUCCGAUUUGAAGUCCAGUUCCCCU